Messenger RNA from Phyllotreta striolata, 2250 nucleotides. The record is from the annotation of a GenBank genome assembly. NCBI's taxonomy places the organism in Eukaryota, Metazoa, Arthropoda, Insecta, Coleoptera, Chrysomelidae.
UUGAUCUUGAUCAUACGUCAAAUUUAUCAAAACAUUCUAAAAUUUUCGCCGUUUUUAAUGCGGCGAACGAAAUAAACCUGAAAGUGCUGAAACGUAUUAUUUAUUAAGUCAAUACAAAUAUGUCCACAAGAAAACGGAGCGGUUCUGGAUCGAAAAGGCAAUUCAAGGAAAAAGUGGUACAAAUAUACGAAUGUUUGCUCAAAGGGGAAGAUGUAUCCCAUCACAAUGCCCUUUUUUGGGAAGAGUUUUUUCUCUUGAAACCUAAAGUAGCCACGAUAGAAAAUGAAAUUCAAAAGUUAUCGUUAGAACAACUGCAAGCCGCUAAACAGAACAUCAACAUUCUAUUCAGCCAAUGCAUCGAAAUAUUAGACCAACAAAAUAUACGAGUUGCCUUUGGUUUGCUAACGUUAUCUGCCGUUUUACACGCCAUUUUUAAAAAAGGCUUAGACGGACAAAUUGAUGCUGUAGAAUUUUUAAUGGGUUUCGAAAACCUUGUACCGAAAUUACAAAAGCUGUUAAAAAUGUGCCAGAGUUUUCUCGAAGGUGACUCAACGGAAGCGGUAAAAGCACUUUGCCUCAAAGUAAUUCUCAUUUUAACUACCGGACUAGAUACAAUCAAUCAAAACUCACUUAUCGAGUAUAUCAUGAUAACACCUUUAUUUGAAUGCCUCGUCAAACUUUUAUGCGACAUGCCAACAAGGCAAAGACAUGGUUAUGAUGUCAUAUUAAUAAUAACACUGUUAGUAAACUACAGAAAAUACGAUAAUACAAAUUCUUAUGUGGUUAAACUGUCCAUUUUAGAUGACGAGUUAGCUCUAAACGGCUACGGGCAAGUAAUAACAUCAUCUCUAUCAGACUUCUGCAAUCAGUACAACACAGAACACGCCGAAAACCAGAACGCCUCUUGGUUCUCCUCUCUAACGAACAUCGUAGGCAACAUGUUCAUAUCCGAAGAGGGCGGCUUCAGGAUGCAACAAGUCAGAGCCAACAACGCCCUGCUAUUGGCCUUCUACGAAGCGGUACACUUGAACAGAAAUUUUAUAACCACGCUAGCCCAAACGCAAACCGACUCCAGUUCCCCGCCCUCGCCGAAUAACACCUUGAGCAGCGUCCAGGGUGUGCCGGAUCUGUCUACGGCUCCUGCGACUUUCGACGUCACGAGUCAGCCAUCCAAUUUGUUAGUCAUAUUUUUCCAAUAUUGCUCAAUAGUUAUGCAAGAUACAAAGACUGAAGCCGGGACAAAUACAGUAAAACUGUGUUUUCUCGUUCUUAGCUGCAUAACUGAAGAUCAGUAUGCGAAUUCAUUGAUGCAUGACGUGACUUUGGCCUUUAAAGUUAGGCUGCACAGGCUGCCUAUGAGGCAUCGUAAACUUGCUUCCGAUAAAACCACUUCCAGCCAACCUUUAGUGUGUACUCUAUUGGAUUUAUUGGUAGAGUUCAUAUUGAGUCAUAUGAUGAAAAAGUUCCCGAUGGAACUGUACCUUCUAUGUACAGGUGUUCUGCAAAGAGUCUUAUGCUAUCAGAAGAAGUGCCGAAUCAGGUUGCACUACUCCUGGAGAGAUUUAUGGACUGCACUUAUAUCUUUACUGAGAUUUAUUUUACAAAACGAAAAUUACUUGGGCAAGAAGAUCAACAUAUUCGAUCUUGCCAUUAAGGUUGUUAAUAUAUUGAAUUUUUUUAUUACGUACGGUGAUAACUUUUUACCGACGCCUGGCAGUUAUGAUGAAUUGUAUUAUGAGAUAAUUAGAAUGCAUCAAGUUUUCGAUAACAUAUAUUCUAUGGCUUUACGAUAUUCCAGCGGAGAUGGGGACUUUAAAGAGGAUGCACUUAGAUUAAAUAAUACAUUAUUUAAUGUUCGAGCCAUCAUCAAGCAUUUCAAUCCAAAGAUAGAGCAAUGGUUGGCCUCUACUAACUUAUCAACUCCCUCCGAAGAGCAAAUAUUAGAGAUAGUAAAGAAAAACUACGAUAGUCUUACUUUAAAAUUACAAGACUCGUUGGACCAUUACGAAAGAUACACCGAAAAACCCCAAUAUUCCAUGUUCUUUACAAACAUGGUUAAAACAAUUCUUUCAGAUACAAGAAAUAACAAUAGCUGUUCGUUAUCAAACUUUACUACAAUCGCCAAUGAAUAUCCCGUAAUAUAACUUAUAUUUCAUUGUUACAUAUAUUUUAAAGCAAAAAAAAAGAUUUUUAAGUAUCAAAUUUUAAAUACGCGUUGAUUUUUUACAAUACAAAUUGCGAGAGAAAUUA